This is a messenger RNA of Cinclus cinclus, 744 nucleotides long. RefSeq names its product C-C motif chemokine 5-like. Gene Ontology annotation, molecular function: chemokine activity; CCR chemokine receptor binding. Gene Ontology annotation, cellular component: extracellular region. The transcript is spliced from 3 exons. NCBI's taxonomy places the organism in Eukaryota, Metazoa, Chordata, Aves, Passeriformes, Cinclidae. Gene Ontology annotation, biological process: immune response; neutrophil chemotaxis; chemokine-mediated signaling pathway. The record is from RefSeq and is a predicted model, not a curated record.
UCUGAACACCCCUGACCUCCAGACCUGGUUCCUUGAAGACAAGACUGAGCUGGAUCUUCCCGGUGCUUUGGUAGAGAUGCUGAGGUGACUUUGAUAAGCAGAGGUGUUUUGGAUGAUGUAAAUGUGAACCUGCUGCUCAAAGGUGUUUUCAUAUCCUGUUUUGGUUGGUGGGGACUGAUUUGCUCACACUUAGCUCCCUCCACACAAAGGCUAUUCUGCUACUUUUUCAAUCAACUGUUUCCUUUUUUUUUUUUUUUCCCCCCCAGUUUUUCUGAGGCAAAGGUGCAAUGACAUUAGUUCUAUUAUGUUUUGGAAAUUCUACGUUUACCUUCAAAUCUGACUGACUGGCCACUGUUCCUAUAAAAAGCAAGGACUGAGCCAGCACCUCAUAAAAGGCACAGGAGGAAACUGCUCUGGUCCUGCCUCUGCUCUUGCAGCUGAUCUCUGUCUAGAAUGAACAUCUCCACACUCUGCCUCUUCAUCAUCCUGGUUGCUGCCCUCUUUUUUCAGGUCCUUCCUGGAUGGAUUUCCUGAUCUCUUCCUGUGGGGUCUGACACAACUUUGUGCUGUUUCAGCUACACCUCAUGAAAGCUGCCUCAGAGUCAUGUAUGAGAGUAUUUCUAUACCAGCAGCAAGUGCUCCCAGCCAGCAGCUGUGUUUGUGACCAGGAAGAAGCAGGAGGUUUGUGCUAACCCUGAUGCCAGAUGGGUAAAGGAAUACAUGAACAGCCUGGAGCUGCAGUAA